AUGCCAGUUCGUCUGCGCUUUGCACUUCAUGGCCCUCGCCACAAUCGCGUCUUCCACAUGGUUGCCAUAGAUUCGCAUGUCAGACGGAACGCUCGCCCGCUCGAGACUCUGGCGAUAUACGAUCCUCAACUGAAGUCUGACGAGCAACACAAGACUGUCAAAUGGAGCUCGGAGCGGAUAAAGUAUUGGCUCAGGCAGGGAGCUCAGCCCUCAGGCAGUGUAGUCAACCUGUUGACUUUGGGUGGCAUUCUUACUCCCAACUCGAGAUAUCAUCGGAUGCGUGAUGAAAGAAUGGCCGAGAACAGGUCCGGUAGCAAAGCAUAG
Messenger RNA from Phanerochaete carnosa HHB-10118-sp, 324 nucleotides. RefSeq lists its product as uncharacterized. The transcript is spliced from 2 exons. Gene Ontology annotation, molecular function: structural constituent of ribosome. Gene Ontology annotation, cellular component: ribosome; mitochondrial small ribosomal subunit. Gene Ontology annotation, biological process: mitochondrial translation. The coding region runs from base 1 to 324 and encodes 107 amino acids. NCBI's taxonomy places the organism in Eukaryota, Fungi, Basidiomycota, Agaricomycetes, Polyporales, Phanerochaetaceae. The record is from RefSeq and is a predicted model, not a curated record.